CAUUUAACAAAGCAAACAAUGUUUUGUUUUAAAAUAUUUUAACCAAUGAAUUGUGAAUAAGCUUGUUGCACGGAUUAGCAAGUAGCUUUAAAGAAGGAAUAGUUAUGGUUUUAUUCGCUAUUGUUAAUAUAACGAACUGAAAAUGAAAUCACAACUAUCGACAAUUGACUAAUUGAUCAGAAGAAAAAGGCACAAAACAAAACUCUCCAGACUUUUGUAUUCUACAACAACACAGCCAGAAGUCUAAGCCAAACAUUCAAAACGAUAUCUCAAGCAAAACAAGAUGAUUAAGCAAAAGAUCCUGAUAAGAGUCACUAUGACAGAUGACAAAACUAGAGCAAAAGCAAUGACAAAAGCAGUUCAGUUUAAAGGUAAGAAGAAGACCUUCUCACAAAAAGACUACCAGCCUUUGUUGCAUUUAACGCUUUAUGAAAAUGGUUUUAUAGGUGUGUCAGCAGUGGAAAUAAAAGGCGAUCACAGGAACCAGAUAGAGGUGACCGGUGUCGAAGUUGAUAUGAUCCCUCUCAUCAAAAAACUCAGAAAGGAGGUAGCAUUUGCAGAGCUUGUAAGCGUGACCAAAGUCGAACCUCCGAAGAAAGAAGAGGAAAAGAAGGGAGGGGAUGGAAAAGAUGCAGCAGGGGGAAAAGACGGUGACAAAAAAGGUGGCGAGAAGAAAGGGACAGAUGAUAAGAAAGGGACAGAUGACAAGAAAGGAACAGAUGACAAGAAAGGGCAAGAUGAUAAGAAACCACCUCCAGUGCCAACACCUGUGCCGUGUUAUCCAUGGCCUCAGGGAUACGGUGUGCCUUCCUCCUAUCCCCAGGGAUACGGUGUGCCUUCUGCUUUUCCUCACCCGUGCAAUCCCUACAAUUAUAUAGGUGAGCCCGUUUUCAACCACGAACCCAAGUGCACAAUCUUGUGAAACGGAGAUUGCAGAGUAAGAUCGAUGGAGCAUGAUAGACAAUGUUUUUCUUUGUAAAGAAUCAAUGUGUUUACUUAUUUAGUCAUAUGAAUAAAACUCUGUGGGAACCAAAUCAACUUACUGCUAUCU
Messenger RNA from Camelina sativa (false flax), 1051 nucleotides. RefSeq names its product heavy metal-associated isoprenylated plant protein 46-like. Gene Ontology annotation, molecular function: metal ion binding. Lineage: Eukaryota; Viridiplantae; Streptophyta; Magnoliopsida; Brassicales; Brassicaceae. The record is from RefSeq and is a predicted model, not a curated record.